This is a messenger RNA of Helianthus annuus (common sunflower), 1821 nucleotides long. Its product is annotated as protein NLP6-like. Lineage: Eukaryota; Viridiplantae; Streptophyta; Magnoliopsida; Asterales; Asteraceae. The coding region runs from base 13 to 1821 and encodes 602 amino acids. The record is from RefSeq and is a predicted model, not a curated record. Gene Ontology annotation, molecular function: DNA-binding transcription factor activity. The transcript has 6 exons.
AGCAAAAGCAAAAUGAACAGAGAGGUUUCUUGCGAGUUGGUGGGAGGUAGUAAUCAGUCAGGUGUUUGGGAUACUUUGAAAUCAAGAUACCUUUGCGCUCAUGAGCCACUGUCUGCUGCUGCAACUGCUACACCGGAUGAUCGAAGAUAUUUGACAUCUCUUUGGAUUCUGGGCAACAGAGAAGUGGAUGGACCAGAAUCCCCUCUACCCCCUAGCUUUUCUAAUCUGAUGGUCGAUCAAAAUAUCUUUGACACACACAUGAUUAAGGAAAAAAUCGCAUCUGUUCUCAAGGAUUUAAAAUUCCGUGAGCAGCACGUGCUAGUUCAGUUUUGGUCCCCUGUUCCUGUCCGGAAGCGGUGGUUGCAAACGACCUGGGACCAACCUUUUGGUCUUGGUUUGGCUGAUGAAGAGCUGUACUCAUAUAGAAAAAAGUCUGAACUGCGUCCAAUUGUUGCGGAUUUGGAACACAGAGAGAAAUUAGGUUCACCAGGUCGUGUGUAUAUCCAUAAGUUGCCAGAGUGGAGUUUGGAUGUACAUACAAGCUACAAUAUCCAUGGGUAUAUUAAUUUGCCUGUAUUUGAAUCUAGCAGUGAUAGUUGUGUAGGCGUACUUGAAAUCAUAACAUCAUCGAGUUAUGUUGAUUUUGCGUUUGAGGUUGAAGAGGUCUCGAGAGCACUGAAGACACAGAAUCUGAAGUCUCCAAAGGUGUUUGAGGAUCCAAGCGUUAGUAUUGCAGAUGAAAGAAGGCAACGUGAACGGGAUGAAAUCUACAAGGCUUUAAUAACGGUUUGUGAUACACAUAAUUUACCUCUAGCUCAGACAUGGGCUCCUUCUGGAUACAGUAGUUAUGUGGCUAAAUCAGAAAAUCUAGAGCAGAGUUGUAGCAGCUUCAACAGAAGCUGUAUAGGGAAAGUCUGCAUGUCAACAGUUGAUCUACCAUUCUACGUUCGAGACGUUAACUUGUGGGAAUUCCAUGAAGCCUGCAGAGAGAGACACCUAGACAAAUCUAAAGGAGUUGUUGGGAGAUCAUUGUCAUCCUGUGGUACAUGCUUCUGUGAAGAUGUAACAGAACUCGAUGAAGACGAUUACCCUUUGGUUCACAUUGCACGCAAGAGUGAGUUAACUAGUUGUUUAGCUAUCUAUCUCAAGAGUCUUGAAUCAGAUGCUGAACAUGUUAUAGAGUUCUUUUUACCAGAAUAUAUCGCAAACAAAACAGGCCUGAGAAGGUUGUUAGAAACAGUUAAGCAGCAGAUCAAAAGCUCUUCUCGGAUGCAAUUAGAUAUUAUAUCACCUCCCCAAGUUAUUGGAGGAGUCCCCUUUAAGUGGGACUUCGCGUCUCCACCUUCUCCUGUAAACUUAUUGACUGAAAAAGGGGAGGCACCGCCACCUGAAUCAGAAAAUAUCGAAAAUGAGCUAUCUAACUCUGCUGCAGCAGGAACAAGCCAGAGUGUUGUUCCUUAUUCGGAGAGCAAGAUUGAAGAUUUUAGUAUUGAUCCAGGAAAAACAAGUAGAAAAAGGAAGAGAUCGGAUAGAAUGGUUAGUUAUGACGAAAUAAAGAAACAUUUUGGGAAGACAAUAGACGAAGCUGCAUCUAUCCUUAAAGUUAGCAGAUCUACUUUGAAGCGCAUUUGCAGGAAUCUUGGUAUACCAAGGUGGCCAUACAAGAACGGCCCUGAUAAGAGUGAUGCUGAUACCUUUAUGAAGUCAGAUCAAACAGUAGCCGUCUUUACAUCUGAAGGAGCGCCUACCUCAGUUUUUGUUGCUUCCAAUGAACCAAUUGGUGAUCCUAAUAUUCUUGAGCGGGUGAAGUGGUGGGACUGA